Molecule: messenger RNA, 1368 nt
Organism: Annulohypoxylon maeteangense
Lineage: Eukaryota; Fungi; Ascomycota; Sordariomycetes; Xylariales; Hypoxylaceae
Exons: 3
Coding region: 338-1087 (249 amino acids)
Source: RefSeq, a predicted model, not a curated record
GAAUUUAUCAAUAAUACGUGGAAAGUCAAAUUGUGGAAUCGAUGAUUUGUUUGCUCGAAGUUGAAGUCUACAAUGACUACUCCGUAUCAAUUUUGGUAAGACAAAAAACAAUGUCGACAGUAACGCUUCCACUUCAACAACGUUAUUACGAAGAGUCGAACAAAGGCCACCUGGUAUUUGUCAAGCUGUCACCCCACGGGAUUUUCGGCAUUGAUUGGUAGUAUGUAAGUCGUUUAAACACUCCGGUUCCGGUCAAAUUGACACCGCGUGAUUUCCUGUCUCAAAAUGUCAUUUGAGCCUCUUUCGUCCACCACUUUAGCCACUUAGCCAGGAACCAAUGGCGAGUUCACCACUCGAAGACGAUGAUCCUCCACCCUACGUUGUUGGAAACCGCAACGAUGCAGGUGAAAUUCUUCAGCCUGCCAUUCUCGUACUGACCGGCCACUUCAUUCGCGCCCAGACUGUCGACGGUACCCCGCUAUAUGAACUAUCUCGGGACAUCCAGGCAUCUUCGACAACCGAAGCUCAGCUUGCCCAGGUGUCACUCGAACGUCUAAUUCACAAUGUACGAGUAAGCGCCAACGGUACACCUCGGGUGUUACACCGAACCAGGCACAUAUUCGAGCUGAAGCAUUUGCCGCCAGUCAUAUCUACCGGAUUUCCCUAUUGUUUGGACGCCGCGUCGCGGCAUGCUCUGGGGAACCUGGCGCUAAAAUGCCCUUCAUUCCCGCGAUCAACAUUCAAGGUGGUGAGGAUAAACGAAGAGACGGGAGAUGGGCUUCCCAAAGGUUAUAAAGCAAGAAAGGAGUCCUUAAAGGAGGGCGAAACGAUUUUCGAAAUACAUAAGAAACGCGGUCACUAUGAGUGGAUGAGCCCCGAGGGAAGCCGUAUUGCGGUGGAAGACGAAACGGAAGACCAUCAUAGACUGAUAGUCACAGCACCCGUUAUGAGAAAGAUGAUGGAUGCGAUGAUAGGUAGUUGGUGCCUGAGGAUUUGGCGCGAUAGUAUGAAAUCGAAUCACCAGCCUCGGGGAGCUCUCAAGACUCAAGUACGCAGCGCGCGUGAGAUUCUUCCAACUUGGUGGUGAAUGGCGCCAUAUGAUGAAUGGAUAUUGAAGCAGACAAGGUUAAGCUGGUCGCUAGGCAUAUUAAACGUAUUGGCGGAAUAAUAAACCACGGCCACGUUUAUGACUAUUCGGUUUCUAGGGCAAGGUUGAGGCUUUUUAAACCAAUACUGAUAGUCCUUGGCAUUGGCGUUGGGGAGAGGGCGCGAAGACCCUGCACGAUUACGAAUUGUACGUAUUUACGAUGUUUGUAGUUUUGUUUCAUCGCUUACGUUUAAAUUAUCAGGCGAAGGAAAUCUGGUAAA